Messenger RNA from Paramecium octaurelia, 1724 nucleotides. Lineage: Eukaryota; Ciliophora; Oligohymenophorea; Peniculida; Parameciidae. The record is from the annotation of a GenBank genome assembly.
AUGGAAAGCAAACUAUAAAAUUUUGAGAUUCUGAACAAAUUAGGUAUCACUGAACUUACUAAACUGUUUUAGGUUCUGGAGCUUAUUCUUCUGUUUACAAAGUGUAGAGAAAGUCUGAUGGAAAUAUUUAUGCUUUAAAGAAAGUAAAUGGAUGUUAUCAAAUAUAAUAAAGGUUAAAUUAGUAGAUAUCGGGGAUAGAGAGAAAUAGAAUGCUCUUAAUGAGGUCCGGUUUAUUGCAUCUAUUCAUCAUGAGAAUGUUGUUUCUUAUAAGGAAUGUUUUAUUGAGGACAAUAAUUUAUGGUAUGAUUAAUCGUUGUAAUCUAAGUAUUAUCAUGGAGUACGCAGAAGGAGGAGAUUUGUUGUAAAAGAUUUAGAGGUUUGUAAAAAAAUAGUAAAUGAUUCCUGAAUAAGAAAUAUGGCAAGUUGCAAUUUAAGUUUUAUAGGGAUUAAGAGCACUACAUCAUAAAAAAAUACUGCACCGAGAUUUGAAAUGUGCAAAUAUAUUCCUAUAUGAAAAUGACUAGGUCAAGCUUGGGGACUUCAAUGUUUCCAAACUAGCCAAAAAUGGUUUAGUUUACACUCAAACUGGCACCCCCUAUUACGCAAGCCCAGAGGUUUGGUAAGACAAACCAUAUGAUCACAAGGCUGAUAUUUGGUCCUUGGGGUGUGUGAUUUACGAGGCCUGCGCUCUGAAACCGUACAUAUGAUCCUACUAUUAGAUUAGACCAUUCAGAGCCAAAGAUAUGGAUGGACUGUAUAAAUCUGUUCUAAGAGGCUAAUACUAACCCAUCCCAGUGAUCUACUCCCAAGAGUUGGUCCAGUUAAUUAAAACUAUGAUGCAAGUGCAUCCUCAAAAUAGACCGGAUUGUGGUACAGAUUUAAGACUUAAACCUUAGAUAAGUUACUCCAAUAUUAGUAUGUGUAGAAGAAGGCCAAACAAUAUGGGAUACCCUUGAUCUCAGAGGACAUCGAGGACGAUUUACUAAAGACAAUCAAGUGGCCAAUCACCAGGAAGGGAUUGUAAGCCAACAAGUCAGAACUCAUCAAUCUAAAUUUCCAAUUGCCUGGGAGCAACUACUUGAAUCAACAUAAUUCAAAUCAUUUAAGGAGAAAUCAACAAUCCAAUAGAAUCAAGUCUUAAGAUACUAAUGAUUCGAUCUCUCUAAAUCAACCUAACGAAGCUUUGCAUCAAUUAAUGAAGCAAAUCACUUAACUUGAAUAGAAGGAUAUUGAGAAGAGUCCUAAUAUCAAAUAGAACCUAAACAAAUCUACUUCAAAAUAGACCAUUUAAGAUAAUAUCUUGCCUCCAGAUAGAAGAUUGAGAGUGUCAAAUUCUACUCACGAAAAACAUGAGAAGUAUGAAUCAGUCUAACCGUAAUAAUUGUUUUAUUAUUAAAAGUAAAUGCAUCUCGAAGGAUCGAAUAGAACAUCAAAUUCAAAUAAAUUCUAAUUAUUAUGCUAAGGAUGUUAUCUAAUCCCUCAAUAAAUAACACUAUUCAUAGAAGUUACCCAUCAUCUCUGGAACUUAAAGAUAGGAUGAUGAAUAGUAUAUCCUAAGAAAGAAUUCCUCCAAUGAAAGAAAUCCAAGUAACCAUAUCAAGAGAUCGAAACAUGAAUCAUUGAAGAAGGAUCUCUCUAUGCAACCUAGCGCAGAAAGACCUACUGUGUUAAUGAAGAUAAUUGAAGAACAUCAAUAACUACCUAAAAUAAAAAAAAAGUAGUGA